CAUCAUCAUCAUCAUGAUUGUCAAUUUACCAUUAUCAUCAGACAAGAAGAAAAUUAUAGCUCCAGCUCUCUUUCUCUCUCUUCUUCUCUCUCUGAUUUUCAGUUUUUUUCUAGAACGUCCCUCAAUUUUUCUGGAUUUCGAUCUCCUAUUUACUUUUUACUUCUCUGUCCAGUUGUUUUUCCCUUUGCCGGUAUUCCCACGCAGGAAUAUAUGAUGUAUGCGAACAAGACUGUUCAAUUUUUAGAUUUGGCGUUGCGUAUUUGAUCAUCGAGAUCGGAAAGCAUUUCUCAAAAGAUUCGAGCUUUGGAUUCUGUUUUGGUUGCCUCUUAAUAUAUAGUACUAGAGGAAGGACUAGGGUUUGACGGGUGGUGAGAUUGGGAAUGGGGGGAAGGAAUUUGGGGAAGUGAAUAAGGAAUUGGAAGAAGUCAAAGGCUUGUUGUUGUUGUUGCUGUGUGUAGACGGAGCAGAAAAUGCUGUAUCUGAAGCAACCUAGUUGGAUGAUGCGUGUGGGGCUCUGCGUGUGUACUGGUCGUUAAAUUGGGAAUAGAAUAGUCGGAACUCGGAGUUGUGAAUGCUGGAAUAAUUGAUUCCCGAGCCCGGUGGUUGGCUCGGGGAGUUGUUUAUUUUAUUUAUUUAUUUUUUUGCGGGUGGGAUCUGGUGAAUUGAACCACCAAUGGCUGCGUCAGAGAACGAGCUGCCGCCAACUCCGCCCCAAUCUCUUCUUCUUGAUGGACAACAACAGCAGCAGCGGGAGCCGCCGCCGUCGUCUCCUCCGGCUCCACCUUCUCCGCUUCCGGAGGGCUUUAUGCAGAAAUUUCGGCUCUAUGAAACUAGCUCGAAAUUCUACAUGAUAGGCAGGGACAGGAGUAGAACAUACUGGAGAGUAUUGACAAUUGACAGGAUGGAUCCUUCUGAGCUUAAUAUUCGUGAAGAUUCUGCCACCUAUACAGAAAGGGAAUGCUCUGAUUUGUUGAGAAGAAUACAUGAAGGAAACAUGUCUACAGGAGGGUUGAAAUUUGUCACUACCUGUUACGGGAUUGUUGGGUUCAUCAAAUUUCUAGGGCCUUAUUAUAUGCUGCUUAUUACAAAGAGGAGACAGAUUGGCGCCAUAUGUGGUCAUUCCAUAUAUGCGGUCUCUAAGAGUGAGAUAAUCCCACUGCCAAAUUCUUCUGUCCGGUCCAAGCUGAUUAAUAAUAAGAGUGAAAACAGGUACAAGAAGCUCCUAUGUAUGGUGGAUCUUACAAAGGACUUCUUCUUCAGCUAUUCAUACCAUGUAAUAAGGAGUUUACAAAAGAACAUGUCUGAUAAUGAGACAGGACAAGUGGUCUAUGAAACCAUGUUUGUCUGGAAUGAAUUUUUGACUCGUGGAAUUCGGAAUAUCCUUCACAAUACCCUCUGGACAGUGGCACUGGCUUAUGGAUUUUUCAAACAGGCUACCCUUUCGAUAUCUGGGCAGGACUUCAAGUUGGCACUCAUUGCAAGACGUUCUAGGCAUUAUGCUGGCACCAGAUAUCUGAAACGAGGGGUAAAUGAAAAGGGCAGAGUUGCAAACGAUGUCGAGACUGAACAGAUUAUAUUUGAGGAUGUUCCAGAAGGUUUUCCCAUGCAGAUUAGUUCUGUUGUCCAAAACCGUGGGUCAAUUCCGCUCUUUUGGUCACAGGAAACAUCACGCCUCAAUAUUAAGCCUGAUAUUAUAUUGUCAAAGAAGGAUCAAACUUAUGAAGCAACUAGACUGCAUUUUGAGAACCUUAUCAAGAGAUAUGGGAACCCUAUAAUUAUUUUGAAUCUUAUAAAGACUCAUGAAAAAAAACCCCGGGAGUCCAUUCUUCGUGCUGAAUUUGCCAAUGCAAUUGAAUUCAUCAAUAAGGAUCUAUCUGAGGAGAACCGGCUUAGGUUCCUUCAUUGGGAUUUGAACAAGCACUCACGAAGAAAAGCUACAAAUGUCUUGUUUUUUCUGGGGAAAGUGGCUACAUAUGCAUUGACUUUGACAGGUUUCUUCUACUGUCAAACAAUACCACCCUCAAGAUCUGAAGGAUAUUUGAAGGGACCUUGCCUUGAGAAUACUUGUGCCAACACAAUCGACCCAUUAAGACAUUCCAACACGGAUAAUGAGAAAUUUAGUGAUGAUGAAUAUGGUGACUCAGAUACCUCUAAGGGAAAAUCAAAUGGUUGUGACUAUGUGGCUAAUGGCAAUCCUUCCAUUAAGCUCCCAAUGUUCCAGAAAGGGGUGCUGAGGACAAAUUGCAUAGAUUGUUUGGAUCGAACUAAUGUGGCACAGUAUGCCUAUGGUUUGGCUGCUUUGGGCCAUCAGCUGCAUGCUUUAGGAGUUACAAAUUCCACAAAAAUUGACCUUGAUGAUCCGUUGGCUGAGGACUUAAUGGGCUUCUAUGAGAGAAUGGGUGAUACCCUUGCCCAUCAAUAUGGUGGCUCUGCUGCUCAUAACAAGAUUUUCUCUGAGAGAAGGGGUCAAUGGAAUGCUGCAAUCCAAUCACAAGAGUUCUUUAGAACUCUUCAGAGAUACUACAGUAACGCUUACAUGGAUGCAAUGAAACAAAAUGCUAUUAAUGUAUUCUUGGGUUACUUUCAACCACAAGAAGGAAAUCCUGAUAUUUGGGAACUGGACCCUGACCAGCAUUACAAUGUGGGUAGGAAUGGGGAGUCAAAUAUUGAUGAAAAUGGAAGGUCUCUAUUCAAAAGGUCAUUGUCUGAUGGGAACGUUCUUCGGCAAAGCUGCUCACCCAUGCCAACCCAGAACUUCGAGAAGGAUGUUUCUGUCUUUACUAAUCAGUCAAAAGGAAAUAAAGUGCAUUCUGAAUCUAGCCCGGAGAUAUCAACAUGUGAAAGUGAUUUGUCAUAUUCUAGAUACACACCAUCUAUGCCUGCAAGGGAGUUUUUUGCAGAAAUGCAAAGUGAUAGGUGCCUUGAUCAAGAAAAUGGAGACGGCUAUGACUGUUCAAACUUUGUUGACCUAGACUGGCUUUCUUCUUCUGGAAAUUCCUGCGAGGAAGAGUUGCUGGAAAGGUCAAUCUCCACAAACUCUCCCACUGCUGGUCUGUCCUCAGAUAAUAUUGUCAAUGAAAUCGGAGAAACAACCCCUUCAACUAGCGAAGGAGAAUCUAGUGUCAAGGGACGAGGACAGGUGAGAGCGGAGGAGCCCUACAAUGAUCCCCAUAGUUGCGAAGUUCUCGAGGAAUUUUCAGAUAGUUUUGUACGCUGGGUUACCUAUGGAGAGACGCUUUGUCAUUGAUGCAGAUUUUAAUGGUUGUAGCAGCAUUCAUUACACGGAAUUGGACUACAAUCCUAUUCUUACUGAUGCUCACUGGAGACAAUACAAAGACGGGCACCAAAGCCGGGCGAAGAGAAGCAGUUGUUGUAAAGCAAAAGCCGUCGUCUAGUCCAUCAGCAGCAUUAAUUCGACCGGGAAAAUCCCGGUUGGGCGAGCUUUAUACUAUAGUACAUAGUUCACAGUUCUAUAAAAUUCUUUCAGGAGCCUUUUCCCCUUUCUUUUCCUGUUAUCUUUUUUGUGGACUCUGUCAUUUCCCCAUGUUGUAAAUAUACAUGUUUUUGACAGCUCCACUUCACAGCUUCAGACCAAUUGAUUCUUUUACAUGUGACUAAUUUGAAAGUUGAUACUGCAAAUAUUUGUGUUAGAUAAUGAACCACUUAGCUACAUGUAUACUUGCGGCGAUUGGUUUGGGUUAUCUCUUAGGAAUGUGAAUAUAGUACUA
Ipomoea nil (Japanese morning glory) is the source of this 3728-nucleotide messenger RNA. RefSeq names its product phosphoinositide phosphatase SAC2-like. Gene Ontology annotation, biological process: phosphatidylinositol dephosphorylation. Lineage: Eukaryota; Viridiplantae; Streptophyta; Magnoliopsida; Solanales; Convolvulaceae. The transcript has 16 exons. Gene Ontology annotation, cellular component: intracellular membrane-bounded organelle. The record is from RefSeq and is a predicted model, not a curated record. Gene Ontology annotation, molecular function: phosphatidylinositol-3,5-bisphosphate 5-phosphatase activity. Bases 674 to 3247 code for a protein of 857 amino acids.